Messenger RNA from Pichia membranifaciens NRRL Y-2026, 354 nucleotides. RefSeq lists its product as hypothetical. The record is from RefSeq and is a predicted model, not a curated record. The transcript has a single exon. NCBI's taxonomy places the organism in Eukaryota, Fungi, Ascomycota, Pichiomycetes, Pichiales, Pichiaceae. Bases 1 to 354 code for a protein of 117 amino acids.
AUGACAAAUCCUGACAACGAUAUGUGCAUGAGGCCUACCCACGUAUCGCAACCAGCAGUUUCCCAGUUUGUGGCUGCGCACGAGUCCCACGAUAACGACGAGUUGCCAGCCUACGAGGAGAUAAUUAGAAAUGCCGACGAAGAGACCAAGCACUUGAUCGAAACAGCGUACUACGCCGACGAGAAGAACGCCUUUGGUGACAAUUGUGAGCUACCAGCUUAUGAGAAAGUCGAAAAGUUCAACCAGGCCGCUAAGACUGGAAGACGAAUCCUUGUCUGUACAGGUGUUGUGGUGUAUGUUUUGACCUUCAUGGGAGUAGUAUCGGUUUUAAACAAUCACAGCGGCUGCAUGUGA